AUGACCAAGCAGACAAAGCAAGCCAAGCAGGAACACAAAUACCACUCACCUACUGCUCUGCAGGUGGCAAUAAAAAUCAUUGACAAAUCUCAGCUAGAUGCUGUGAAUCUGGAGAAGAUCUACCGAGAGGUGCAGAUAAUGAAGAUGCUUGAUCACCCACACAUUAUAAAGCUCUACCAGGUGAUGGAGACCAAGAGCAUGUUGUACCUUGUGACAGAAUUUGCCAAAAAUGGAGAAAUUUUUGAUUACCUGGCCAGCCACGGCCGCCUGAGUGAGUCGGAGGCCCGGCGCAAGUUCUGGCAGAUCCUCUCAGCAGUGGAGUACUGCCAUGGCAGGAAGGUUGUGCACAGGGACCUGAAGGCUGAAAACCUUCUGCUUGACAGCAACAUGAACAUCAAGAUAGCAGAUUUUGGAUUUGGGAAUUUCUAUAAGAGCGGGGAGCCUCUGACAACAUGGUGUGGAAGCCCACCUUAUGCAGCCCCAGAAGUCUUUGAAGGACAGCAGUAUGAAGGACCCCAGCUGGAUAUCUGGAGCAUGGGUGUAGUUCUCUAUGUUUUGGUCUGUGGAGCUUUACCUUUUGAUGGACCAACACUCCCCAUACUGAGGCAACGAGUCCUUGAGGGAAGGUUCAGGAUCCCUUAUUUUAUGUCAGAAGAGUGUGAACAUCUGAUUAGAAGAAUGUUGGUCCUAGACCCAUCCAAACGGUUAACUAUUGCUCAGAUUAAGGAGCACAAGUGGAUGCUCAUAGAGGUUCCUGCACAGAGACCUGUUCUUUAUCCACCAGGAGAAGAGAACCAGCCUUCCCUCGGGGAGUACAACGAGCAGGUCUUGCGGCUAAUGCACAGCCUGGGAAUAGACCAGCAGAAAACCAUUGAGUCUCUGCAGAACAAGAGUUACAACCACUUUGCUGCCAUCUACUACCUGUUAGUGGAAAGGCUCAAAUCCCACCGGAGUAGCUUCCCUGUGGAGCAGAGACUGGACUCUCGGCAGCGCCGGCCGAGCACCAUCGCUGAGCAGACAGUGGCCAAGGCACAAGCUGUUGUUCCCUCAGUUAACCUGCAUUCACAAAAUGCAAGGUUGUUGCAGUCUCCAGGUCUUCCCUCAGCUUCAGGAGCAGAAGCCUUUUCCUUCCCUCCAUCCAGGUGUCAGGGAGAGGCAGCAUUUAUGGAGGAAGAAAGAGUUGAGACACCAAAGGUGAACGGCUGCCUGCUGGAUCCUGUCCCCCCUGUGGUGAUUCGGAAGGGAUGCCAGUCCCUGCCCAGCAGCAUGAUGGAGACUUCUAUUGAUGAAGGAAUAGAGACAGAAGGUGAAGCAGAAGAUGAUCCUGCCCAGGCCUUUGCAGCCCUCCAGGCAGCUCGCUGCGGGAAGAGGCGUCACACCCUGGCAGAAGUCACCAACCAGCUGGUGAUGGUGCCAGGCACAGGGAAAGUCUAUUCCUUGGAUGAAAACUCAUCUCUGGGCAGCAUUGAUGCCGAGUACGACAUGGGAUCUGUGCAGAGAGAUAUGAAAUUCCUGGAAAACACCCCUUCCUUGAAGGAAAUGGUGUUGACUAACCAACAGGCACCCAGAAUGACACCACCCUUCAUAGGCCUGAGACCUGCCAACCCAGCCAUGCAGGCCCUGUCCUCCCAGAAGCGGGAGACCCACAACCGCUCCCCCGUCAGCUUCCGAGAGGGGCGAAGAGCUUCUGACACCUCCCUCACACAAGGAAUUGUAGCAUUUCGACAGCACCUCCAGAAUCUGGCACGAACCAAAGGAAUCCUGGAACUGAACAAAGUCCAGUUGCUCUAUGAGCAGAUGGGAUCAGAAGAAGAACCUUCUCUGACAUCCACUGCCACCCAGUUACAGGACCUCAUUAAUAACCCUCCACAGGAGGAAGCACCUCAGCAGCAGGAAGCAGCACCUGCUUUCCCCAAGGGUGCACAUCAUCCCAGAAGGCAGAGCUUAGAAACACAGCACCUACAGCACAGGCUCCAGAAACCCACUCUGCUAUCCAAAGCUCAGAACACUUGCCAGCUGUACUGUAAAGAGUUGCCUCGUAGUCUGGAGCAGCAGCUACAGGAGCACAGGCUGCAGCAGAAGCGCCUCUUCCUGCAGAAGCAGUCCCAGCUGCAGGCCUAUUUCAACCAGAUGCAAAUAGCCGAGAGCUCCUACCCGAGGUCAACUCAACUGCCACUGCCGUGCCAGGAGGAGCAGCAGCAGCAGCCAGCAGCCCAGUUCAGCCUGCAGCAGCCCCUGAGCCCUGUGCUGGAGCCUUCCUCAGAACACAUGCAAUACGACCCCUUCCUCAGCCCGUUCCAGAAGGUGCAGCUGGACCCUCUGCCACCCUCCCCCAUCACCAGCUCCUCGCGCUUGUCGCCCCCCGUUCAGGUGCAGCAGCCACCACAGCCCUUACAAUAUUCCUACCAGACUUGUGAAUUGCCUGUUGUCACCUCUUCUGAGCCAGACUACCCCGACCAGUGCCAGUAUUCCAUGGACCCAGCACAACAGAGCAGUGUAGCAUUGCCUGAGAGCCAGAGCAGCUCAGCACCACCCCCCGACUCCCAGCCCAGCUACGACACCUUAACCCUCUCAGAAUUGCCUGGACUCUUUGAUUGUGAAAUGAUGGAGACUGUAGAUCCCCAACACAGUGGGUAUGUCCUGGUGAAUUAA
Chaetura pelagica (chimney swift) is the source of this 2652-nucleotide messenger RNA. RefSeq names its product salt-inducible kinase 2 (gene SIK2). Gene Ontology annotation, molecular function: ATP binding; tau-protein kinase activity; protein serine/threonine kinase activity. Bases 1 to 2652 code for a protein of 883 amino acids. NCBI's taxonomy places the organism in Eukaryota, Metazoa, Chordata, Aves, Apodiformes, Apodidae. The transcript has 15 exons. The record is from RefSeq and is a predicted model, not a curated record. Gene Ontology annotation, cellular component: cytoplasm. Gene Ontology annotation, biological process: intracellular signal transduction; microtubule cytoskeleton organization; protein phosphorylation.